CUUGCUCAUAACACACAACAUAAAUUCCACAGUUUGAGAAACGGUGCCCUGGUUCUUCUCUCAGAGAUACCAAUUGGAUGCAAUUUUGCUUUUUUUGAAAAGAAGACAUAGAGUACGCGUCAAUUUACAAAGUUUGCAGUUGGUGGGAAUCAGUUUGAUCGAGCGUAGCAUUCGUCCUGCGUAAACGUGUGUUCGAUCAUUCUUCUGUUGAAACAAGGGAAAGUGAGUCAUCUUGUUGAAAGAACAUAGGGUUUCGUCUCGUACUCGUGCUUAUCUUUCUAUCUCUUUGAACCUAUAUCACAACAUUUACUAUGGGCCUUUUCAAAAAGAACAAGGGCGUCAACCCUGAUAUGUACAAGGCCCCGGAGCAAAAUAACUCAGCUGCAAGAUCUGAGACACCUGCCCCUUCCUAUUCUACCAAUAGUUUUUCAGGUGGCUCUUAUCCUGGCGCGUACAGUGCAGGCAGUGGAUAUGACACUAACAUGUCGAAGAGUGGCUACAACAUGCAAUCGAUUCGCAAUGAUCCUUAUGCCCGAAAAGAUAUGCCUCCAAUGCGAUCUGGUGCUGCUGUAGCUCCUUCCGGUUAUGAACGGCCAAGUUAUCAGCGUGCGCCAGGAAGUCAGACGACGUUAGACUUGAAAAAGCAAGAAUUAUUUCAAGGUGCACGUCUCAUCCAAGAAUCAUCUGAGAAUUAUUUGAAAGACGAUGGCGAAGCUGACUUGUCGAAUCCUUACAGUGCAACGGCAGAAGAAGACGAGGAUGUCGAGGCCAUUAAGCAAAAGAUUCAAUUCGUUAAGCAAGAUAGUUUGUCGAGUACACGGAAUGCCUUGCAGAUGGCGAACAACGCCGAACAGAUAGGAAUGUCAACACUUCAAAACUUAGGGCAACAAACAGAAAAAGUUGCAAGCGCUGAAAAAGAUCUUGAUGUUGCUAAAAUCCAUGCAAAACGUGCGGAAGAGCAGGCAAGAGAACUAAAAACCUUAAAUAGAAGCAUGUUUGCUAUACAUAUUGGUAAACCGUGGGGUAAAGGUAAACGUAUCGCCGCCGAGGAAGCUCGGCUGACCGCUAAACGUGAGAGUGAACGUCAGGAUGAAAUUUUAAAUAGACAGUUUGCAUUUCAGUCUCAGCGUCGUAUUGGAGAAACUAUGAAGAAGAAUCAAAAAGAUUCAACCAAAACCAAAGAUACGAAAGGAGUAUCUAUUCUCGAGCGCUCUCGUUACCAAUUUGAGCCGGAUGCCGAAGAUGACCUGAAUGAGAAAGAAAUUGAUAAGAACUUGGAUCAGCUCGAUGGUGUUGUUGGUCGUUUGAAGGGUUUGGCAUAUGCUACCGGACAAGAAGUUGAAUCUCAGAACAGUCGACUCGGCAAAAUCCACGAUAAAAGUGAUCGUUUGGAUACGGACGUCUAUCUCAAUGUUGAACGCCUACGUAAUAUUCAUUGAUGCAUGAAUUUCUCUUUUCCAUGAUUAAUUUAUUGAUUACAUCCUACCGGUUUUAGUACUUUUUUUAUUACCCUUUUACUUUUUUAUGAACGAAACAAUGCUUUUUUAGAGAUUUCACUAUAUGUAUUUAUCGGAGUCUAUAUUGAACGAAGAAAUCCGCGCUAGCCUUAUAGUUAGAGUAAUACUAUCUGAAGGUUUUUAUAAAGAAUCUGAAAAGAUGCAUGAGAUUGGUCGCACGUAUGAGCUUUCGUAAAAAACAGCUGUAAAAAGAUUCCAGCAAAAAAUCGCUAUUUGACAAAUGUGUACUAAUUGACACUUUGAUUUUAAAGUUCUACUAGGCGAACGGGUGCCUACAUUGUAUUGUCUAAACGAGAAUUACUUUCAAGCUUUCUUGAUGAAUUAGCAAAUACAUGUCGUUUAUAAAGAGAUAUAAUUUACGUCUGAGAUAUUAAUCAAAACUAAGAUGAAAAGAAUUCAUUGAAAUAUGAGAAUGUCAAAAACUAUGUUAUUAACAUAUAAUAUCGUGAAGGAUUUCGUUAUGCAAUUCCAUCAAAAGCCUUUAUAAAAAGAAACAAAAAUAAACGUCAUUUUUAAAUGCACUUUUCGUUGGCAGCCUUACGCUCUUCGAAGACAUUGAGAGCUUCUUGAGCGGCCUUAAUACCACUAAACAUCAUACCUCCAAAGGUAGGUCCCAUACGAUUGGCACCGUCAAUUUCAGAAAGUUCCAUACCAGAAACAACCAAACCAGGAUACACCUCACGAGUACCCUUCACAAUGAGGUUUUCGGAACGAUUCAUGUCAAGAGGGCGCAUGUCGCCGAGAUGUGGGACAAGGCCAGCUUGGUGAGCACGCUUAACGCAGAAAGCACCAAAGGGACCGUCAUGACCAGUGGCCGAAAGGACCAAAUGAGCAUUGAUGGUGUUGGGAUCCAUACAAGAUUGAAGGCCAUGGUUUAAACUGACAAGAGUCCAGUUGGUGACAACACCAGCGAUACGUUGGUUGCCAUCUUGAUCAGCCUUGACAAUCAAAUCUUCCACGGCAGUAGCGUUAAAGAGCUUGAUGUUAGGAAGGGAGAGAGCACGGGCCAUGACGGUGCUUGUGAAGAGAGCAGCAUGCUUGAUAACCACGUAUUCACCUUCAUCCUCAUAAGGAACACCGAUUUCUCUCAAGAAGGCAUCAGCCGGCUUACGGACGACCAUGGCGGAAAAGAGUUGACCGCCCAACCAGGCUCCACCACCAGGAGCAACGGAGGCCUCAAUGAUUGCAAUCUUCAGGUCAGGACGGCGAGUACCAAGAUAGUAAGCAGCAGUGAGGCCAGCGGAUCCGGCACCGACAAUGACAAUGUCAGACUCAGCAUACUUAUCCAAGUCUGCAAAGUAGCGACGAGUCAUGGCACGAGAAACAGUACUUUCACGGAUAGGAGAGAAGUUGAAAGCAUCAUCCAGUUGGUACGUAGGGAAAGAUUUCGCCAAAGUGUUGUAUUCAUUUUUGACGAGGGCAACGUCCUUUUCGACUGGCAAGUCGGACUUGAAGAGAUUUUGAACUUGAGCAACAGCAGUAGCGGGGGCCAUUAUGAAGAAGUCAAACACGAAUGAAUAGUCGAAUUUGAUUAUAAAAACAGGGCAUCCUGGCCGUCAUUUAUACUUGAAUUUGGCCUUCUUCUACCUGAGCAUUUAGUCUGCUUGCGGUCAUUGACGCGGUUUCAGAUAUCCGAAGUAUCGACUUUUUAAAACACACAUCCGGAAACGGGUGCAAUCUUUCGUAAAUGUUUUAGUUAUACGCUAUUCGUUACUUUAGCAGGAAAUCUACUAAAAAAGUAGGAACCCGGAUGUUGUAAUCAUUCGCGCUUUAAAUCGAUUGAAAACGUCAAAAGUGAUUUGGCUUUUACGUUGGAAUGGGUUGCCUGGCAGUCUGCUAUUUUGAGAGGAUUACGAUACGGAUACAAAUGAGUGAACCGAUUGUUGGUGGUUUGUAGAGACGAUAAAGACUAUGAAUUCAUAAAGAAAUAAGAGAAAGAACUCUCUUUCCAGCUUUUAGCCUUCAAAAGUUAUGUAAACAUUGGAUUUUAUCAUUAGGUCAUGCCUGAUAUUGUGUCAAAUCCAAUUGGCAGAUCUUAUGGAACAAGCAACUGACGUUUCCGUCUGUUCCAAUUGCAAUCUUUUUCGUAUUUUCCCUAUUCCUUUCCUUUCUUUUGUGCUUUUUCACCUCAUCAACAAAAGGAAUCAACCUCAUGGAAUAGGGACUUGUGUUUAGAUACGUAAUUCUCUUGAAACGCACAGCGCUAUGUCUCCUUCGUAAAUAAACAACCGUGAAUCGACGUUGGAUACAUAGAAAUCAAUAACUGACUCAGCGAUGGUAAGAAAGACUCAGUAAGAUAUUAACUUGCUUGCUCUACUGUGUGAUGAAUGGAAGCCAGUAUUGUGAGUGAAAAGUGGUAAAAGGGGUGUCUUGCCUAGGAAAAGAAUGGAUCUGUCAUUGAUCCUUCCAUUUUUCCUUUGGCUAAAUCCCUCUUUGUUGACAUUGACUCCCCGCCCUUAAUAUUGAAAAGUACAGUUUUUCAGUGCUAUAUAUAGGGACCACCUUAUUUAUUAAGGACAGACGUUGGUGGAAGUAGGAAGCCUUUACUCGUAAUACAAAAGCCAUCAGCCAAUUGAAACUAGAAGUUUGCUUUCUGCCUUAAUGUCUUUUCUGAUCCAUGCUCAUCUCUACAAUCGGCCUUUUUGUUUUUCACUUCUCAAAACUUUUUUCAUUGGAUUGUAACGAGGUACGCUGCAAAUCUUAAGUAAACAAUACAAAAUUGUUUAGAGGUGAAAAAAUAUGUCCAAACGUAGCUUACGAAAUCGCAAAGCUCAACAGAUACGAAUCAACUAUAAGAAGGGAGAUGAGGAUUGCAUUUCCGCACUGCGUCCGGCUUUCAUGCGAGGCGUGCAAGAACUGAUCAGUUCGCUCCUUCAGUGAUUUUCCGUAAAGCACAACACUCACUCAUUGUCUGACCUUUGACUUCGGUUUGACCUAAACAGACAUUUUCUGUUUUUUCUUUAAUCCAUAUUUGUAUUCCUAGUCGAUCUUCUUGAUUUGAUCUCAAGACGUUAACGAACCCCUGUGAAAUUCUCCUUGUCACGUUAGAAAGGUGUUUUC
This is a messenger RNA of Schizosaccharomyces cryophilus OY26, 4577 nucleotides long. RefSeq names its product t-SNARE component Sec9. The transcript has a single exon. Gene Ontology annotation, molecular function: SNAP receptor activity; syntaxin binding. Gene Ontology annotation, biological process: vesicle fusion; exocytosis. Gene Ontology annotation, cellular component: plasma membrane; SNARE complex. Lineage: Eukaryota; Fungi; Ascomycota; Schizosaccharomycetes; Schizosaccharomycetales; Schizosaccharomycetaceae. The coding region runs from base 312 to 1439 and encodes 375 amino acids. The record is from RefSeq and is a predicted model, not a curated record.